This is a messenger RNA of Aspergillus alliaceus, 1784 nucleotides long. RefSeq names its product TFIIH/NER complex subunit TFB2. Gene Ontology annotation, cellular component: transcription factor TFIIH holo complex; transcription factor TFIIH core complex. The record is from RefSeq and is a predicted model, not a curated record. Gene Ontology annotation, molecular function: ATPase activator activity; double-stranded DNA binding. Gene Ontology annotation, biological process: nucleotide-excision repair. NCBI's taxonomy places the organism in Eukaryota, Fungi, Ascomycota, Eurotiomycetes, Eurotiales, Aspergillaceae. The transcript is spliced from 3 exons. Bases 159 to 1601 code for a protein of 480 amino acids.
CGCAGCCGCUGUGGUCACCGGAGCAAAUCUAGUCCAUGCCCAUCCAUAUUCAACCUCAUCAAUCGUUUACUUCUCUCAGCCAACCUUUCUAGCUCACAUCAUGUUGCAGGGGUGACGGUUCGGAUUCCCGCCGCCCCCCUUUUUCCUCUGCAGUCAAUAUGGCCAUGGCCGCCGCUCCUUCCCGUCCGUUUGAUUAUCUUGAAAGCCUGCCAGGAACAACUUUCUACAAGCUCUACCAGCAGCCAUCCACUGCCCUCGCCAUCUUCAGGCGCAUGUUACCUGACUUGGCAAAAUGUUUCGUCAUGGCGCUUCUAUAUCUUAGAGACCCUCUUCCAGCGGCCGAUUUGGAGGUCUGGGUAAAGGCAGACAGUUUGAAGGAGCGAGACAAUGCAUUGUCAAUUUUGGGAAGACUCCAUAUCCUGUCGAACACUGUCAUCGCAGACAACAUCCGCGCCUACAAGGUCACCAAUCCGUUUGCGUCGUCGCUCCGUCAAGCUCUAACGGGCGCCGAAAAGACACAGUCCUUUGGGGUACUAUCGGAUAUAUCUGAUAGGGCGGCUAUCUCCGUAACUGAGCUGGAUGAGUACGCCCGGCGUCAAUGGGAAGGGGUGUUGGGAUACAUGGUGGGGACUAGUGGACUUGGUAUCCAGCGCGAUGUCAACCUGAGUAAAGGCGUGAAGCAACUCUUGCAGGCGGGGCACCUUGUCGAGAUCAGAGAUCGUCGCGUGGAAAUCACCCAAGAUGGGUUCGCAUUUGUUUUGCAGGAUGUCAGCACACAGGUUUGGCAUAUUCUCAUGCUUUAUGUUGAAAGCGCGGAUGCCAUUGGCAUGAGCAGCGUAGAGGUCCUUUCGUUUGUCUUCUUGCUGAGCAGCUUGGAACUUGGAAAAUCAUACGACAAGAAGCAUCUGACAUCUAAUCAACUCCGGACUCUGACGGAUCUGGCCGAUUUUGGUAUUGUCUAUCAGGAUUCUCCAGAUGCCAGUCAUUUCUAUCCUACCCGUCUCGCAACUACUCUUACGUCCGACUCCAGCGCGUUGAGCAACCCCAUCUCUGGGUCCCUCUCCGGACCCUCUGGCACAAGCUCAAGCAAGACAGGAUCUGGAUUCAUCAUCAUUGAGACUAACUACCGUCUCUAUGCAUACACCUCGUCACCACUGCAGAUUUCCCUUAUUGCACUUUUCACUACGCUCAAAUACCGUUUCCCUAACCUCAUCACUGGUAAAAUCACCCGCCAGUCGGUGCGUCGCGCCAUAGAAAUGGGCAUUACCGCCGAUCAAAUUAUCUCAUACUUGGCCACACACGCUCAUCCUCAGAUGCGCAAACACAACGCCUCCCGAUCCACCUCUAACCAGGCCGGCAUACCACCGUCCGUGCUGCCCCCGACGGUCACUGAUCAGAUUCGGCUGUGGCAAUUGGAACGCGAUCGUGUCAAAGCAACUCCUGGCUUUUUGUUCAAGGACUUCGUUAGUUUGGCUGAGUACGAGGCUCCAUGUCGGUAUGCUGAAGAGAUCGGGGUGCUCAUCUGGAAAUCGGAUCGAAAGCGGAUGUUCUUUGUCACGAGGCAUGAACAAGUUGCAGCGUUUUUGAGGAGUAGAAAAUAGUUUGCUCAACACACAGGUUCGGGCAUAGUUGACGAAAACAUUUGGGAUCCAGUGGCGUUUCAAAACUGGUAUAAGGUGUUUUUGGUGCUAGUCUGGCGUUAAUGGGUCUUCGGGGAUCCUCUGAGGACGGUUUGAAUUCAGCAAGUUGCCAUGGUUUCCCACCGGACAUGUAGCAUAAUCGAC